AGGGGCAAGAGCUCCAUACAUACACUACGUCCAGGGACCAUGCAAGUGGGCAGCUCUGCGGAAGGCUAGCCGUAAUGGGCCAGGCGCAGGAGCGGAAACCUAAAUGUAUGUACAUGCAUUCGGCGUCGAUAUACGGAUACUGUCGAAGUCAGAUUCAGAACAGCCAGGUACAGGACCUCCAAACGUCCACGGAUAUCAUAACACGUGCGGGAACCUCGGCUCCAGCAGAAUUUAGGGGCCGUGGGGCAGCUCUGACGGAAGACUAGCCGUUCUAGGCCAGGCACAAGCGCGGUAAACCCACCUUCAGCGUCGAUAUAAGUCAGAUCGAUCGUCGAGGUAGAGUCCUCUCUCUCGCAUGAAUUCGAACCUCAGCAGAUUCAUUUGGCCAUCUCACAGACUGAAGCAGCACUCAAACCGACGCCCACUUCUCGAUACGUCUGCAUGAUGUCGUUCGCGUACAAGCGCAUCCUCCUUGUCGGGGCCACCGCCGGCAUCGGAGCUGCCUUUGCCGACAAACUCGUCCUCGAAGGCGCCAAAGUUAUCGCUGUUGGCCGUCGCCAGGAGAGACUGGACGCCUUUGUCCAAAAGCACGGCCAAGAAAAGGCCAGCGGCGUCAGAUACGACGUGAACGACCGAGCCGGCCAGGAUGCUUUCGUCGAGGGAAUCGUAAAGCAGUACCCCGACCUCGACUGCGUGUUCCUCAACCCGGGCGUCCAGAACAUACACCGGCUCACGCGCCCAGCCGAGGUCGACUUGGACGCUUUCCACCAGGAGAUGAGCACCAACUUCUCCCGCCUGGUCGACCUGUCAAUCAAGUUCCUGCCGCACCUGCAGCAGAAGUCAUUCCCAACCGCCCUGGUCUUCACAGGAACCAACCUUGCCAUAAUUCCCGCCAUGCACGCGCCGGCCUACUCGGCCUCCAAGGCGGCGCUCAACGCCUACAUCAUGUGCCUACGCCGUCAGAACGUGGCAUCGAGCACCAAGAUUAUUGAGAUUUGGCCUCCUCUUGUCCAGACCGAAAUCCAUGACUACUUGGGUCCCGAACGCGGCCGGGCCAUGGGCAUGCCCGUCGACGAGUUCGUCGAGAAGGCGUGGUCGCAGCUGGCGGCUGGUUCCGACCAAGUCAUUGUCGGCCCCGUCUUACAAGAGGACAAGUACAUGGCGGUAGUGGAGGGCCGCAGGGAGCUGUUUGAGAGCCUGUCGAACAUCGUGGCAGCGAACUUUCAAAUGUAAUCGAGGGCCGCUGUAUGCCACGGUAACUAGCUACUAAGGAGAGCUUGGCCAAUGAUAUGGAUUGGAAUACGUAUCUGAGGGUGGCCUGAAAACUGCAGCGCUAGUAUAUUCUAACUAGCGAAUAUGUCUUUCGAGAGACGUGAGAC
This is a messenger RNA of Thermothielavioides terrestris NRRL 8126, 1379 nucleotides long. RefSeq lists its product as uncharacterized. The transcript has 3 exons. Lineage: Eukaryota; Fungi; Ascomycota; Sordariomycetes; Sordariales; Chaetomiaceae. The record is from RefSeq and is a predicted model, not a curated record. The coding region runs from base 445 to 1233 and encodes 262 amino acids.